This is a messenger RNA of Triticum turgidum subsp. durum (durum wheat), 1965 nucleotides long. The record is from the annotation of a GenBank genome assembly. Lineage: Eukaryota; Viridiplantae; Streptophyta; Magnoliopsida; Poales; Poaceae.
AUGGGCGGGUCGGAGAGGACCGUUGUGUGGUUCAGGAGGGACCUCAGGAUCGACGACAACCCGGCUUUGGCCGCCGCCGCCAGGGACGGCGCUGUGCUCCCUGUCUUCAUAUGGUGCCCGGCCGAGGAGGGGCGCUUCUACCCCGGCCGCUGCUCCCGGUGGUGGCUCAAGGAGUCGCUUGCCCACCUUGCCAGGUCGCUGGAGGCGCUCGGCUGCCCGCUCGUGCUGAUCCGAGCUCAGAGUACUCUUGCCGCGCUUCUGCAGUGCGUCGAUUCCAUCGGCGCCACCAGAGUGGUCUAUAAUCAUCUAUACGACCCUAUUUCACUUGUGCGGGAUGACAAAAUCAAGAAUGAGCUUUUGGGCCUUGGAAUUUCUAUGCAGAGUUUCAAUGGUGAUCUGCUAUAUGAGCCAUGGCAAGUUUAUGAUGAGAAUGGGCUUGCAUUUACAACGUUCAAUAUGUAUUGGGAAAAGUGCAUGAAAUUGCAUAUCGAGAUAUCAUCAUCUCUUGCCCCUUGGAGGUUGGUGCCUGUCUCAGGUAGUAUAGAAAACAUUUGCAGUAGUUCAAUUGAUGACCUAGGUCUUGAAUCAAGUAAGGAUGAGGAAUCAAGCAAUGCUUUGCUAAGCAGGGCUUGGUCUCCUGGCUGGCGCAAUGCGGAGAAGACACUUGAGGAUUUCGUGUCUCAUGGUCUCCUAGAUUAUUCAAAAGACGGAAUGAAGGUUGCAGGAACUACAACAUCGUUACUGUCACCAUAUCUUCAUUAUGGUGAGGUGAGUGUAAGGAAAGUCUAUCAACUUGUCAGGAUGCAACAGAUCAAGUGGGAAAAUGAGGGGAAAUCCGGAGCUGGGGAGAGUGUUAACUUGUUCCUGCUGUCAAUUGGUCUUCGAGAAUAUUCACGUUACUUGUGUUUCAACUUCCCAUUCACACAUGAAAGGUCGUUGCUCGGGAACUUGAAACACUACCCCUGGCGAGCAGACGAGGACCGGUUCAAGUCCUGGAGGCAGGGAAUGACAGGAUACCCGUUAGUAGAUGCUGGCAUGCGGGAGCUUUGGGCUACUGGCUGGACACAUAAUCGUAUAAGAGUAAUAGUUUCAAGCUUUGCUGUGAAAUUUCUACUAAUUCCGUGGACUUGGGGGAUGAAGUACUUUUGGGAUGUGCUGUUGGAUGCUGAUAUAGAAAGUGAUAUUCUUGGCUGGCAGUACAUAACUGGGUGUUUGCCUGAUGGACAUGAGCUUGGUCGUCUUGAUAAUCCAGAGGUUCAAGGUCAAAAGUAUGACCCAGAUGGUGAAUACGUAAGAACUUGGAUUCCAGAGCUAGCUAGAAUGCCAGGGGAAUGGAUCCAUCAUCCGUGGGAUGCACCGAGCUCUAUACUAGAAGUUGCUGGUGUUGAGCUAGGCUUUAACUAUCCUAUGCCCAUAGUAGAACUUCACACGGCUCGGGAGUGCUUAGAUGAUGCCAUCUCCACAAUGUGGCAAUUGGAUACAGCCGAAAAACUUGCAGAAUUAGAUGGUGAGGUUGUUGAAGACAAUUUGAGCCAUAUUAAGAGUUUUGAUGUCCCAAAAGUUGUUUUGAAGGAACUAUCUCCAGGUGCUCCUCACUGUGAUCAAAAAGUGCCCACUGAUGAUGGCAGGAAUCUUGAGUUACAACCUAAGGAACUGAAGGGCACAAAUAAACAGACCAUUUGUGUUGAUGUGAUCAAGGCCUCAAAUAUGGAAGACACAGGCUCCAUAGCAAACUCUCCGAUAUCAAGGAAAAGAUCCAGCAGCGGGAGUGUGUUUAAUGUCCCAUCUUGUUCAUCUUCAGUCGAAGUGCACUCACGGAAUCAGCAUCCUGGUGGUUAUUUAGUUGGGUCGUCAAAAUAUAUCCUGCAGAAAGCAGAGAGGAACUGGGUUGGUAAGGCUGAAGAUGAUGACAGUGCCGAUAGCUGUACAGACACCUCAAGAGCAUCCAAGAGACCUGCCGCCUGA